Messenger RNA from Cyclocybe aegerita, 963 nucleotides. The record is from the annotation of a GenBank genome assembly. NCBI's taxonomy places the organism in Eukaryota, Fungi, Basidiomycota, Agaricomycetes, Agaricales, Hemipholiotaceae.
AUGGUACCCUUGAAACUCGACGCAUCUCUCACCUUUCUACUUGCUUCUUCACUCUGGAUCGCUCAUGUAGCUGCCCAGAAUCCAGGGACGCCCGGAGACAAGUCAUACACAAUCGUGAACAACUGCCCGACUGCUGUUGAUUUAGUCAUAGGCGGCGUCAUCGACAGCACGCUCGCCGUUGGAGAAAGCUCGACCAAGUUCGCCUCAGGCAGUUUCACCCCAGGAUUCUUCUACACAACAGCGAACGGCGGGAACGUGAAUGGACAGGCUACUAAGGCGGGGUUCUACGAUGACAACAACAGCUACUAUUACUAUAUGGUGAAAGAUGAAGAGCACUUCAACAUCGGGAUGAGCAUUGCGCCAAAUCAUUCUGAGAUUAACGGGUUUUGCCCCACCAUUAUCUGCGAAUCUGCGUCGUGUAUCACCGCGUAUCCUUUUCCACCAACUCGUUUUCCUGCUCCCGUGUGCGAAACGCCACCACCUCCCCCUGUUUAUUCCUGCCCAUACGCAAACCUGACAUACACGAUCACGUUCUGUCCUUCGGGCUCGUUUCCAGAUGGUCAACUGUCUGGUACAGCAAUUCAUCCCAAUGGAAAUCCAAGCAAGUGCAUGGACGUGUGUGGAGCUAUCUAUGCGAAUGGGACGCCCGUCCAAAUAUACGACUGCAACGGAACCGGAGCUCAGAAGUGGGUCCUUGAACGAGGAAGCACGAAAGUGAAGCUUGCAGGCACGAAUUUCUGCCUUGAUGCUGGUUCCAACCCUGCAAACGGUAUCGGAAUGAAGAUAUGGGAAUGCUUCGAUAACCUUCCUGCACAGCAAUGGUUUUUCACAACCGACAACCGGAUCGCCUUAGAGGGACGAGGGCUCUGUCUGGAUCUUCCGAACGGAGUUUUGACGAACAGUAACCAGCUACAGACGUGGCAGUGCUCGGACGGGAAUACCAACCAGGUCUGGACGGUUUAA